Molecule: messenger RNA, 408 nt
Organism: Dentiscutata erythropus
Lineage: Eukaryota; Fungi; Glomeromycota; Glomeromycetes; Diversisporales; Gigasporaceae
Source: the annotation of a GenBank genome assembly
AUGUUAACCUUGUCAGAAGAACCUAAAGGCCCGAGAGAAAUAUAUAUGGAUGAAUUAUAUCCUGGUGACUUAUAUCUAGAUGAACCAUACCAAGAUGAUUUAUAUCAAGGUAGUUCAUAUCAUGAUAAUUCAUAUCAAGAUAAUUCAAAUCAAGAUGAAUCGCAUCCAAAUGGGUCCUACCAAAACGAUUCAUAUCUAGAAGAACUAUGCUCAAAUGAAAAUAAAUUAUACUCAAAAGAGUAUUGGGGUGAAUUAUACCAAGGUGGAAUGUACCAAAACAAAUCUUGGAUAGACAAAUCUAACCUGGACGAAUCUCACCCAGACGAAUCUCACUCAAAUGAAUAUCGCCCAGACGAAUCUCGCCUAGAUGAAUCUUGCCCAGAUGAAUUAUCACAAACAGAGUACUAA